This is a messenger RNA of Symbiodinium pilosum, 1773 nucleotides long. The record is from the annotation of a GenBank genome assembly. Lineage: Eukaryota; Dinophyceae; Suessiales; Symbiodiniaceae.
AUGGCACCACCAUCAGGAAAGCCAGGUUCAGAUGUUGCAAGGCAAGGGGACAAGCAUCACACCAUCUUGGAGACGAUUGAACUGAGUGAUGAAAGUGAUGAUGAGUUCAACUACGAGGAACUCCCUGAAGAUCCAGACCUGCUGGAACAGGACGAUGAGGAACAGCUCGACGACAUCAAUCGGUUGCUGGCAGAGACGAAGCAACCAGUGGACAGCCAGGAGGCUGGCGACGAAGCUGGGCUAGCCAAGGUGCAGCAGCGCCCACAAGUCAUUGAUGACUUCAUCCGGAAUUUCUUGCUGAAGUACGACAUGAAGCGCUCCCUGGAAAUCUUUCAGGCCGAGUGGUACGAGAUGCAGCAAACAGGGAAGUUCAAGGACUCGGAGCUGACCAUUGUCCCUGAUGUGUAUACACGCAAUCACGGUUUCCAGCAAGAGGUCAUACUGCUCCGUGAGGAGUUAGAAAAGGCCCGAGUGGUGGCAGCCAAGGCCAAAGAGUCGUGGGACAAGUUUCGAAAAGAGCGUGAUUAUCACCGGAUGCACCACCGGCGAGUGGUCCAGGAGAAGAACAAGCUCAUAGUGGACUUGAAGAGAUUGAAAAAGCACUAUGAGCAGUACGAGCCAACUUUGACAGAGCUGCGGCACAAGUACGAGGUUGCAAUGAAGGAGAAGAUGCUUAUGCGCCUGGAGCGGGAUCGCUAUGCUGCGAAGGCAGAGUCUCUUCAGAAGCAGCUCUCGCAGGCCGAGGCAAAAGACGAAACUGCCAACAGCAAGGAUCUCACCGAAGGUGACGAUGCGCACAAUAGGAAGAAAACAUUGAGAGAAGCACCGUGGCCCAGUGAAGACAGGACCAACCCAUAUACGAAUUCCAAUUUCGAAGCGGUGCGGGUGGCAGACUUUGCAAGGACGCAGGUUUUCAAAGGCCAUUUGGGUGCGGUGUCACGUGUUGCCUUCCAUCCCAAGAUUCCGGUGGUAGCAACAGCCUGUGACGACCACACCUGGAAGAUGUGGUCUGUACCAGAAGGUCAGCUUGUUCUGAGCGGCGAGGGGCACAGGGAUUGGGUCAGCGGCAUUUCUUUUCACCCUCGCGGCUCGCUAGUCGCCACGUCGUCUGGAGAUUCGACCGUCAAGAUUUGGGACGUUGCCAAAGAGAAGUGCAAGCACACACUAACAGAUCAUACUCAGCCUGUGUGGGCAUGCUCCUUCCAUGAUAUGGGGGAUUUCGUGGUCUCUUGCUCUAUGGACCAGACCGUCAAAGCAUUCGACAUGAUGAGCAUGCGCUGCCGCCAGACAUUCCGCGGUCAUGUGGACUCUGUGAACUUUGUGACGUUCCAGCCAUUUUCGAACAACGUGUUGACAGCAGCCGGCGAUAAGACGAUCUCACUCUGGGAUCUCCGCAGCGGUCUGUGCGUGCAGACUUUUUAUGGGCACGCAAAUGCUUGCAAUCAUGCCAUGUUUAACCUGAAGGGUGACACGGUGGCCUCCUGCGAUGCAGAUGGAAUUGUGAAAAUGUGGGACGUGAGAGUUGUUUCUGAGUUCCUGCAAAUUGACACGGGACGCCAUCCCGCCAACGCAGCAAAUUUUGACCGAAGUGGCAAGAUCUUGGCCAUUGCGUCUGGCGAUGCUUCCAUCAAGACCUUCAACAUCGAAGACAAAGUCUUCGUUGCAAAUUUAGAAGGACAUGAAGAUUCGGUUCAGGAUGUGGUGUUCGAGCCGCAAGCCAACAAAUUCCUCAUUAGCGCAUCCUCUGACGCGACCUUCUCCCUUUGGCAAUGA